UGUUUUGAAUUUCGCGCGGAAAUAUGUCACAUCCGGUGUUACUGUAAACAAUAUCCACUGUAAACAAUUCUUGAUCGUUUGAUAUAGAUUCACGUUUAACUCAUACUGUAUGACAUUUUAACAGAAAUAACCUGAUCAGUACAUUAAGUCAUGAGUAGCCCACUGUCAAGUUUGAAGAAACAGCACAAAAGUCCAUUUACAAAUGCUGGACAAAGACCUAUGCCAUUUAGGAACCCAGUAUAUUCAGAUGAUGAGAGUAAACUACUGGAAGAAAUCACUGGAGGUAUGGCUUCACAACGACUCAAAACACGAGAUCCAUUUACUGGUGGUCUACCUAAACUUCCUGAUUUAUCACCCAGAAUGGCACAAGGUUUUGGUACAGCAAACACUCACAGAACAUCGGAUAUAGAAAGGUCAGGGUCAUAUUUAACUAGCCUUGACUUAGAUGACUCACAGAGUACAGGAGGCCCAAGUGACCAUGAGCUGAUGUCUACCAUGAUGAGUAGAAUUACACAACUAGAAUCCAAGGUCGCUUAUCAAGCUUCUGAACUGAAUGAAAAGAAUAAAAAGAUCAAGGUGCUUACAGAAAAAGUUAAAUUGUUACAGAAAUCACAAGAGUCAGACACCCACACACAAAUAGCUGCAUUAGAGAACAAAUGUUAUGUUUUACAGGAUCAAAUACAAGACAUGGAGACAUUUCUGGCAGACUAUGGUAUGAUAUGGGUAGGUAAUCAAUCAGCAGACAGUUCAGAUGAUGAUAGUGAUGAUGAUGGGGAUCCUCUCUGGAGACAAGCAUCAUCAGUAUCCCAGCAACCAACAUUCCGUGUAGAUUAUAACCGUUUGUUUGAGAAUCUAAAAGAUCUGAAUGCUCUAGCUGGUGACGGUGUCGCCUCAAUAACACAUACAAAAGAUGGUGCUAGAUUAAAGAUGCCGGAUGCCGUACAGCUAACAGUUUAUGCUAAUGGUAUAUUUAUGUUUAAUGGUCCAUUUAGACCAUUUACUGAUACACAUACACAGGCAUUCCUGAAGGAUGUAUUAGAUGGUUACUUUCCUAGUGAACUACAAGGUAGAUAUCCAGAUGGUGUGCCAUUUAAUGUAACAGACAAAAGAGAGAAGCAUUUUGAAGAUAAAAGAGCAGAAAUAUUUACUGGUGCAGGACAAACAUUGGGUGGGGAAACUAAACCUUCUAGACUGGUACCCACAAAAUUACAGGAUAGCAAAGUUUCUUCAACACAAACCUCAGAACCAGACAGAGAUGCAAGGGAGACAACUAGUGAAAAACCAGGACCACAGUUGACUGUCGAACAAUUUCUACAAAAAUUACCAAGAUCUGUGAUUAAGUCAGGGAAAGUGAUUGAUAUAAGAAGUUCUGUGGGAGGAACAAUUCAGGGCGGAGUCAAUAGUCAAACAGAUUUAACAGUGGUUGAAACAGAUACUGUGCUAGAGAUGAAAAAGAGAUUGGAAGGUGAUGAUGCAGGGCGACCAUUUACACCUCGAGAUAUAACUACACUACGAGUGAAGUCUGAGGAUGGUAACCACACAUAUAUCCUGAAAAUGAAGUUUAAUGACACUGUUGGAGAUCUUAGAAAUUAUUUAAAAACACAAAGGUCAGUUAUCUUAUAAUGUAAAGGUAGUUUC
Molecule: messenger RNA, 1638 nt
Organism: Ruditapes philippinarum (Manila clam)
Lineage: Eukaryota; Metazoa; Mollusca; Bivalvia; Venerida; Veneridae
Product: UBX domain-containing protein 11-like
Exons: 14
Coding region: 151-1623 (490 amino acids)
Biological process (GO): proteasome-mediated ubiquitin-dependent protein catabolic process
Molecular function (GO): ubiquitin binding
Source: RefSeq, a predicted model, not a curated record